Messenger RNA from Guyanagaster necrorhizus, 1083 nucleotides. RefSeq names its product Sec63-domain-containing protein. The transcript has 5 exons. The record is from RefSeq and is a predicted model, not a curated record. Bases 1 to 1083 code for a protein of 360 amino acids. NCBI's taxonomy places the organism in Eukaryota, Fungi, Basidiomycota, Agaricomycetes, Agaricales, Physalacriaceae.
AUGUCCCAAGACUCUCAACCACCACUGCAUCCAUUGUCUCUCUCCAUUCCCCGCGGUGCUGAGCAAAUGAUGUCUCUUUUUCAAUCCGAAAAGGCCCGGGCUAUCGCGGAAGCACAUAAUCAAUUCUUAGACCUGCAGCGUCGGUAUACCGAGCUAGAACAGCUCUCGCUGCAGCACCACCGAGUCACAGAGAAAAGUCUCGCCGAUGCCCUCCAUAGAGAGACCAAUCUCCACGCUCUACUCACUCAAAUGUCUGGUGAACUAGAGGCUGUAAAGGGUAUCAUCGCCGCAGUGCCGGGCAUGCACUAUGAGAUGAACGAGCAGACUGGACAGAGGGUAUUGACUUGUUACGAGGUUUGGCGACCUCAUCUACAAAAUUCGGUCAAUGGAGUGACGCUCAACUGGAUUCCGACUGAAGAUGGUGGAUACGGACAACCACCAUCGACAUCGGGAGGGACUCGUCAUGCCAAUUUUGUAGAUAUCGUCCAUGUGUUAGUACCUUCGAGUUCUUUCGGUCGGGUCUUUCCCCGUUCUAAUGCUUUCUUCGCGCUGCCAUGCUAUUCUACCGAUUUCGCCCUCCUUGAACUCCCCACUAUUGCAAACGACCUUGAUCAUUUCAAUCGCUAUCCCCUGGUUCUUCUACCUGUCCCCGCCGACAUCUUCCUUCGCCGUGGACACUCGCAAGCUUCAAGCUCAAGUUCAACCUAUCACUCGCUCCUUGCUGCGUAUCGAUCGAUCUUUCGAUCAUUCCUGUUUCCGUGGGACGAGAAGAUUGAUGGCGGUGCCGAAAGUUUUUUGAUCAUGGUAGAAGAUGUCGAUGGAGAGGUCAUUCUCUUUCAUGAUACCUUUGUUCUCCGCCAACGCUACGCUGAAGAUGAACACAACGUCACGUUAACGGUUCCCAUAUUUGAGCCCGUGCCUCCCAACUAUUACAUCUCCAUCAUCCCUGACCAGUGGCUUCACUCCGAAACCAGACUUCCUAUAUCAUUCAAGCCUCAUUCUUCCCAAAAAUCUUCCCCCCCUUAUGCGCCUUUCAGAUCUUCAGCCUCUUCCGCUAUCAGCCCUCCACAACAAGGAGUUUGA